AUCUCUCCGUCCAUCGUCCACACCGGUCUCACUCCACAGCCAUUAUACCCCGCCUCCAACGCCAUGUUGUUCAAGAAGCUCCUUUCCAUCUCAAUGGCCGUCCUGGCCACGGCAUCCACCGUCCAAGCUGCCCCCACAAGCAAGGUCACCGCCGCUGUCGCGGGCCAGGCCUUUGAUCAUGUCUUUAUGAUCUUCCUCGAGAAUACCGACUAUGCUCUGGCCUACUCGGACCCCAGCUUCCAAUCCCUCCUGUCCAGCGGUAUCCUCCUUAACAACUACCAUGCUCUGACUCACCCUUCGGAGCCCAACUACAUUGCCUCCAUUGCUGGAAGCUAUUAUGGCGUCAACAACGAUGGUACCUACAACUUCGAUUCCUCUUACACCUCGAUUGUCAACCUGCUCGAGGCUAAGGGCCUGACCUGGAAGACCUAUCAAGAGAGCAUGCCUUCGGUCUGCUACACCGACUCCUCGUACAAGAGCCUCUACUACCGCAAGCACAACCCCUUCAUCAGCCACCAGUAUAUCUCCACGAACGCCGCCCGCUGCAAGAAUGUCGUCCCCUCCACCCAGCUGACUACGGAUCUGAACAACAAUGCCUUGCCGAACUACUCGUUCUUCACCCCGAACAUCAAGAACGAUGGCCAUGACACGACCGUUGGCUAUGCCGGCAAGUGGCUGGUCAAUUUCUUGAGCCCCUUGCUCAAGAACCCUGCCUUCAUAAGCAACACUCUCGUGGUCGUUACCUUUGACGAGGCCGAGGACUACACGGACGAGACCAACCAUGUUUUGGCUUUGUUGUUGGGUGAUUCCGUCAGUAGCCUGAAGAACACUGUUGAUAGCACUUAUUAUACCCAUUAUUCUCUCCUCUCGACACUCGAGUCCAACUGGGGACUCGGUAACCUCGGCAGGGGUGACGUCAACAAGCAGCUGUCGAACGUUUUCAGCUUUGUCGCUGCCAAGACCGGUUACCAAAAUGUCAAUGUCACCAACCCUCCUCCUUUAAACUAAAAAAAAAAAGUACUCCUGUUCCGCUCGGGUAUAAAGGCGCGCGCCCCGACGACGCGUCGAUCAAGCUAACGUAGCAUCACUGAACGUCUAAAUAAAAACAAACCGUGUAGUUUUCGCUG
This is a messenger RNA of Gamsiella multidivaricata, 1127 nucleotides long. RefSeq names its product phosphoesterase family-domain-containing protein. Gene Ontology annotation, biological process: phospholipid catabolic process. The record is from RefSeq and is a predicted model, not a curated record. Gene Ontology annotation, molecular function: hydrolase activity, acting on ester bonds. The transcript is spliced from 2 exons. The coding region runs from base 64 to 1008 and encodes 314 amino acids. NCBI's taxonomy places the organism in Eukaryota, Fungi, Mortierellomycota, Mortierellomycetes, Mortierellales, Mortierellaceae.